Molecule: messenger RNA, 428 nt
Organism: Oppiella nova
Lineage: Eukaryota; Metazoa; Arthropoda; Arachnida; Sarcoptiformes; Oppiidae
Source: the annotation of a GenBank genome assembly
AAAGUUUGCAAACAAUUGAUAAAAUCAUUCUUGUGGCAAUGGAUCAGUUAUGCAAUGAAGAGUCUUCUCAAACUAAUGGCAACACAAGUGAUAAUAAAAGGCAUGACGAACACCAAUACUUGGAUCUGAUCCGACAUAUCAUGGAUUGUGGACACAAGAAGUCCGACAGAACGGGAACGGGAACUGUCUCUGUGUUUGGCACUCAAUCCAGAUAUUCGCUAAGAGAUGGAGUCAUACCUCUAUUGACCACAAAACGCGUCUUCUGGAGAGGAGUUCUCGAAGAACUUCUUUGGUUCAUAAGAGGCAGUACUGACGGCAAAGAGUUAUCCAAAGUUGGUGUCAAUAUAUGGGACGCAAACGGGAGCCGAUCUUUCCUCGACUCUUUGGGAUUCACUGACAGACAAGAGGGAGAUUUGGGACCCGUUUAA